AUGCUUAAAACUUCACGAAGCUUAGGAGUUGUACAGAGACUCCGACUUGUCAAACAACACUCUACCAAUGCAGCUUCUGCUUCGUCCAUUGAUUCGAAGGAGGUUUGCGAUUUUGUGAUUAAAGUUUGGUUUCAAAAUGUACUUUUCAGCUCGAAAAGUUUGGAGACUUAUCAACAGAUUGGGCAGAUGAGCUAGGCUCUUUUCAUGCACUAUAUUCUUUGAAUAGGAUACGAGUUCCUUGGAUUGUUGAUAAUGUGGCAAGAAAGAAGGUAUCCCUCAUAUCUCGGCAACACGAAGCACGCUAGUUCAGCAAGGUGACUCUCCUCGUCUCGUGGACGUCGGUAGUGGGGGCGGGCUUCUUUCUUUUCCUCUCGCGAGGAGUGGUUUUAACGUCACUGGAAUUGAUGCGACCAAGCAGGCUGUAAGGUUAAACAGUCAUCUUGAAUAAUUCAUGAAACUAGGUUCAGGUAGAAGCUGCAAGACAUACACUAGAAGCAAAACCGUUUAAAAUUUCUGGAAUUGCUGACCAGCUGCGAUUCGAGCAUACAAGUGUAGAGGAGUUUUGCCAGAAGACAGAGAACAAGUCUGGUAAGGCAAAUUAGACGGAACAGAUGGUCAGAUUUGAUCAAUCAAAAAUCAUGAGUAAUUGUGUGUCGGAAGACCAAGAAUUUGAAACUCUCAUCCUUUGUUCCUCCUCCUGUUUGGAAUGCAUAGCUGGUCAUGUUUUUUAUUGACUAGCAACCAUGUUCAAGUUUGCAGGUUCAAUUUGACAUGCCAGAAUACUUUACAUUGUUUGCUGCCCGCUUUCGCUUUCGAUCCCAUGUUUAGGCAGCUGCCGCCAUAGAGUUAGAGCAACUAGUUGCCUAGUACUUCUCUGCGUCCUCUCUUGUGACGAAGCUCCAUUCUUUUCAGAUGUUGUGCUGUUUUCUCGCGCGCCAAAAUAUCGAUUCCACUGGGAUCGGCGCUCAUCAGCGCUACUAACCAAGUGAGGGAGGCGACAUGUGUGCUCAGCUCUUUUCCCUCUUUUGUCGUGUGUUUCCUUGCUUGUCGGUUUCGAUUCGUCGUCGAACUGAACGGUAAUAUAUAGUCGGUAAUCAUCGGCGGAUUACAACGCAAAUAAUUUUGUCCUAUUGCUGAUGACUAACAAAUUUGUAUAUACCACACUUCCAACAUGCAGGUCGGGUCCAACAGAAGUUGUUCCGAUGUGCUGUGAAAUGUCUGGGCCUCAAGUGUGGGAUAUUUUGAUCGCAGAAGUUGUUGCUAAUACGCGCUUAGUUCACACAAUGAUCAUCAAUCUUGGGUCACUUUCACAGCUUCCGAGUAGUUUCCAACAGCCUUGUUAAAGUUAGUUUCUAACAGCUGUGUUACCGUCCCCAAUUUGGCUCGCAGUUUACCCUCUGUAGCUUCUUUCGAACUGAGAAUUAUUUAUCUUCAAGUACGUCAACUCUUUGACAUUUUCACUUACUCCACAGCUUCUCAUCGAUUUUUGUCUUCGUGGGGGGUGGGCAAGUCUCGUCUCUUCGUCUUUUCCACCUCUACCACUCUUGUUUGUGUGCGUGUUCGUCUCCUUGUCUCUCUCUCUUCCAUGCUUUCUCUCGCUGCGCCCCUUUCUCGCCUCUCUGACUGGAUCGGGCACUUUCGUCUUCCCGAUUCAGCUGCUGCUGGUCGCAUCAGUCCAUUUUGGACGCUCAUUCCGCUCAAAUUCGCUCACCGCAGCGCACACACUCACACAGCGACCGGCCGCCGUCCUAACAAACACGCGAACCCGUCGUCCUCUCUAACCGCGUACUUGCCCGUUAAGGUAGAGUCUUCUCUCCAAUGCAUCGAUAGUUGUGCCACGUGUCUGUAGAGAGUGAUUUGAAUUCAAGCAUUAGUAUUUAGAUGACAAAUCCCUCGGGCAGAAAGUUCUUUUUUCUUAUUAAUGAAUGCACGCCAACAAACACGGCCCAUACACGAACUAGAUCGAUUGCUAUUUUUGAAUUCCGAAAACAUGAAAAAUAUUCUCUUCAUUUUUCAUUUUCUCUUCACUUCUCAUUCUAUUCUUCCAGGUUAUGACGCAGUUGUGGCUUCUGAAAUUGUGGAGCACGUGGCCGAUUUGGGUGGUUUCGUCGCCUCUCUGGCUGAAUUGGCACGUCCCUCCGCGCCUAUCUUCAUAACCACCAUCAAUCGAACAUGGAUGAGCAAAUUGGCAGCGAUUUGGCUUGCCGAGGUUAGAACUGCUCCUAUGUUGCUUUCUAAACUCAAUUCAUCCCUACUGCCCUUCGGUGUUUGCAGACUCAAGCCAAAAUUUCUGAAAUUAGGCUUGAGUAUGCAAACACCGAGGGGGCAAGAGCGGUAAAUUGAGUAUCGCGCUGCUGCAUGCAACAUUUUCCCAUUUCAGAACGUGCUCAAGAUUGUACCGCCCGGAGUACAUGAGUGGGAAAAGUUCAUCACUCCCGACGAGCUAACUGCUCAUCUGGAAACAUCUGGAUGUCGUGUCACUGCUGUACACGGACUAAUGUUCCAUCCGAUCGGAAACCACUGGACAUGGAUCGAGUCGACACAGUGCAACUACGCGAUUCUCGCUGUCAAGCAGUGA
Messenger RNA from Caenorhabditis sp. 36 PRJEB53466, 2578 nucleotides. NCBI's taxonomy places the organism in Eukaryota, Metazoa, Nematoda, Chromadorea, Rhabditida, Rhabditidae. The record is from the annotation of a GenBank genome assembly.